Ilex paraguariensis (yerba mate) is the source of this 1071-nucleotide messenger RNA. NCBI's taxonomy places the organism in Eukaryota, Viridiplantae, Streptophyta, Magnoliopsida, Aquifoliales, Aquifoliaceae. The record is from the annotation of a GenBank genome assembly.
AUGGAUGCUGGUGAUUUUAUUUUUGCUAUGUUCAUAGGUCAGAGGUGUUGUUUUGUGUUGGAACUCACCUUAUUCCACACCCCAACAAGAGUCCUAACUAUUGGUCAUUUUAUGAAGGUUGACAAAGGUGGGGAAGAUGCCUUCUUUGUGAGCAGCUAUAGUGGAGGAGUUAUUGCUGUUGCAGAUGGUGUUUCUGGGUGGGCUGAACAAAAUGUGAAUCCUGCAUUAUUCUCUCAAGAACUGAUCUCUAAUGCUUCACACUUAGUUGGAGAUGAGGAGGUUAACUAUGAUCCUCGCAUUCUUAUACGGAAAGCACAUGCUGCUACCUCUUCCACAGGUUCAGCUACUGUAAUUGUUGCCAUGCUGGAGAGGAAUGGAAUUUUGAAGAUUGCCAAUGUUGGGGAUUGUGGACUACGGGUUGUUCGCAAAGGUCAAAUAAUAUUUUCCUCGACUCCACAAGAACAUUAUUUUGACUGUCCCUACCAGCUGAGCUCAGAGGUGGUUGGUCAAACAUACCUAGAUGCUAAGGUUAGCAGCGUGGAAUUGAUGGAAGGAGACACCAUUAUAAUGGGCUCAGAUGGGCUUUUCGAUAACGUUUUCGACCAUGAAGUUGUUUCAACAGUGGCCAGAUACAAUAAUGUUUCUAAUGCUGCAAAGGCAUUAGCUAAUUUGGCUCAUAACCAUUCAAUUGAUUCCAACUUUGAUUCCCCCUAUUCACUGGAGGCCAGAGCCCAGGGUUAUGACGUUCCAUGGUGGAAGAAAAUUCUAGGUGGAAAGCUAGACGAUAUUACAGUGAUUGUUGGGCAGGUGAUAAGUUCAUAAAAUAUUUAUACCUUUUGGAUUAUGGCCAUUGUGACACAGUUGAGAAAUCUUUUGCUGGGCAGCUGCCAAAAUUUUUUUUCUUUAAAAUUCAGUGUACUAUAAACAAUGUGUUAAGAGGCAAUGUCUUCAGGUACCAGACUCAAUAGCAAUGUGUUCCUGAAGGGCCACUUUUGUGCUUUGCUGAGCGACCCAAUGUACUUUUCAUCUGAUGGACAAAAUGCUGCUGAAAGUUGAUGUGAAUUAUUCUUU